Messenger RNA from Dromiciops gliroides (monito del monte), 1869 nucleotides. It is a transcript of the gene RCN2, whose product is annotated as reticulocalbin 2. Gene Ontology annotation, cellular component: endoplasmic reticulum. Bases 205 to 1179 code for a protein of 324 amino acids. The transcript is spliced from 7 exons. The record is from RefSeq and is a predicted model, not a curated record. Gene Ontology annotation, molecular function: calcium ion binding. Lineage: Eukaryota; Metazoa; Chordata; Mammalia; Microbiotheria; Microbiotheriidae.
GCCCCACCUCUUCAGCCUCGACUCUGAGGCGCCUUGUUAGCACGGAGGCAGCAGCAGCUCGAGCCGGAUCCGAACGUAGGGUGGCCGGAGAAGGCGGCGGCGGCUGCAGCGGAGAAGGCGCGGGCUCAGCGGGGCUUAUUCCCGCGCCGCUCUCGGGCCUCGAGUUUGCCGGGAAGCCUCCGCUGGGCGCUGGCGGCGGGCACGAUGCGGCGGAGGCCGGGCCCGGGGCGGCAGCUGCUGCUGCUGCUGUUGCUGCUGCUGGGGGCGGGCGCGGCGGCGGCGCGGGGCGCGGGGGAGCCCGACAGCUCCCACUACCCGCAGGGCGAGCACCGAGCCGACUACGACCGGGAGGCGCUGCUGGGCGGCCAGGCAGAAGCAGAUGAAUAUGAAAAACUCAGCCCAGAAGAGCAGCAGAAAAGACUGAAGUCAAUCAUUAAGAAAAUCGAUGUGGAUGGUGAUGGGUUCCUUACUGAAAAUGAACUCAGCACAUGGAUUCAGAUGUCCUUCAAACACUACGCCAUGCAGGAGGCAAAGCAGCAGUUUGCCGAGUAUGACAAAAAUAGCGAUGGCGUGGUGACGUGGGCCGAGUACAACAUUCAGAUGUACGACCGGGUCAUCGACUUCGAUGAGAACGCUGUUCUGGAUGAUGCGGAGGAGGAAUCUUUUAGGCAGCUUCAUUUAAAGGACAAGAAACGAUUUGAAAAAGCGAAUCAAGAUGCAGUUCCUGGUCUGAGCCUUGUCGAAUUUAUUGCUUUUGAGCAUCCUGAAGAGGUUGAUUACAUGACGGAAUUUGUCAUUCAAGAGGCUCUGGAAGAGCAUGACAAGAAUGGUGAUGGAUUUGUUAGUUUGGAAGAAUUCCUUGGUGAUUACAGACGAGACCCAACUGCAAAUGAAGAUCCAGAAUGGAUACUUGUUGAGAAAGACAGAUUUGUGAAUGACUAUGACAAAGAUGGGGACGGGAGGCUUGAUCCCCAGGAACUUUUAUCUUGGGUGGUGCCCAAUAACCAGGGUAUCGCACAAGAAGAGGCUCUUCAUCUAAUUGAAGAAAUGGAUUUGAAUAAUGACUCCAAGCUUUCGGAGGCAGAAAUCAUUGAAAAUCAAGACUUGUUUCUUACCAGUGAAGCUACUGAUUAUGGCCGGCAGCUACAUGAUGAACAUUUCUACCACGAUGAGCUUUAGAGGCCAGCGUUGCUCUCUGUCUGGGUGUGUCUGCAGUGGUGACAGCUUUGCCAUGUGUUACCAGCCUGACUGUGGGGAUACGGUGUCAAUCUUAGGGUUUCCAAUCUAAGUUUUGCUAUGCUCAAACAUUUUAGAUUAUGAUCUUGGCCUUUUAGCAGAAAAAUGAAAUGAAAACCAGGUGUGAGUUUUAAAAUUGUAUUUAAGAAAACCGAAAUUAAUGUUUUGCCAAAUGAAUAAGUUGAACUGUUCCUAAAUAUUCCCUAAUGUAGUCGUUAUAGAUGGAGCAUUUGAGUUAUAGUACCAUACUUGAAUAAAAUGGAGGAUUUAAAUGAUGUCUGAACAUUAUAAUGUAAGUAAUAAGUGACUGAGGUACCAGUAAUUUUUGUUUAGUUUUAUGUAGAUUUUAAUAAUUUUGAAAUGGAAGGAAAAUGGACAAUGCUUAGGUUUAGUGUUUGUGUUAAAACCUUCGAAGGAACUUCCUAACUUAUACCUCACAUAUUAAGGUGGAGAGGUUCUGCUUAAUUUUUAAACUGGUUUCUAUAGAGGGUUUAUUGUAUGAAAUAGAACUUUAUAUUUUUGCAUAUGUAUAGAUAGUCAUUAUAUUUAAUGUACAACUCUAUAGCAUUUUGGUGUGUGGAAUUUAACAUUGUCCAGAACCUUUUGCAUUUUUGACUGAUUAAAAAGGAAAUG